AUGCCCGGCCUCCGCCCCAUCGACGAGAUCGAGAGGCGGCGCGCGGCCCAGGAGGUGACCGAUGACCUCAAGCGGCACAACACGGACAUGUGGCUCUCCACGGAGCGCGCGAAGUGGGAGCAAAAAACGCACGACAAGAUUGUGGAGCGGGGGCGCCGCGCGCGCAUCCGCAAAUACGACAAGGAGGCCGAGGACGAGUUGAGGAGGCGGCGCGAGCGCCUCGCCAAGUUGUAUUCCGAGGAGAUGGCGCAGUGGCGCCACGAGGUGGCGACCUCUGGCAAGAGCGCCGCGGACCGCAAGGCUGAAGUCGAGGCGAAGGCCCUGGAGCUAGGACGGCAGCGCGAAGUCGCUCGUAAGAAGCACAACGACUGGGCCUACGCGCAGCAGCGCCGCAAUUCGUUAGAUGAUGUGCGGAAGCGCGACUCGAAGGCCUUCGUCGAGGCUUGCCUGUCGACGCGCCACUUGCAGCACGAGGAGAAAGCAAGGCGCCUCCAGAAAGAAAAAGAGGAAGAAGAGGCCUGGCUCAAGAAGUGGCGCGAGGGCCUGGCCGAGGCCGAUCGCAUCGAAGCCGAGAAGGUGGCCAAACAUAAAGCCCACGAGCACGACGUGAAAUAUGUGCUGGACGAACAGGUCGAGCUCAAGAAGAAGCGCUACCGAGCACGGGAGGAGCGCAUGAAGAAGGAGGCCGAGGAGGAGCUCGCGGAGUGGAAGAUCGCCGUCGACGCCGAGGCGAAGAAGCAGAUCGACCUGAGGGAUGCGGCGCGGGCACGAUCGGCGGACGUCAUGGGCUUCAAUUCCGUAUUUGACCAGAAGAAGGAGGUGUUCAAGAAGGAACAGUUGAGGAGGGACAAAUUAACCUUGCAGUACGAGCUCGAUUUACAGAAAGCGCAGGACGACAAAGACGCGGCGAAGAUUCAGGCCGAGAAGGAGUUGAACGCGCGGUUCAAGAAGUACCUGGACGGGUUCGAGAAGCUCAAGGGCGCGGAUGAAGCGAAGAUCGAAGCGGUGCGCCGGAAGCUCGAGAACCGCAUCUGGGAUGAGCGCGAUCGGGCCUUCCAGGCCGAGAUCGACGCGCGCGAGUAUCUGCGGAAGCAGGUCGACCUCGGGCGGCAGCAGCAGAUCCGGGACAAGAUCGCCGCCGAGAAGUUCUCGACGAGUCACUAUGGGGCCGAGAUCGCGGCCAUCGAGGCGGCGCAGAAGAAGGCGAACGACGAGGACGACCGGCGGCAGGCCUACCAGAAGCAGGCGGCUAUUGAUCACCAGUCGAAACUAAGGCUACAGAUCGAACGGAAUAAAGUCAGGCGGGCCGAAGAAAAACAAGCCGAGUUCCUCGAGAAGAAGUACAUCGAGAAGGUCGAGGCGGAACAUGCCUAUAUUGUGGCGAACGAGGGCGGGCGGUGCAACAUCCACCACCCGAUCAAGUCGAUGAAGUGGUUCACGUAG
Molecule: messenger RNA, 1443 nt
Organism: Pelagomonas calceolata
Lineage: Eukaryota; Pelagophyceae; Pelagomonadales; Pelagomonadaceae
Source: the annotation of a GenBank genome assembly